UUUCGGGAGACACCUUGUCUGCUUGAAUUUCUCCCUCGAUUCGCUUCCGGUGAACCUUGGCGUUCUGCCGGACUCGCGCAUCUGGCCCGCCCGUUUGUUCGCUGAAAGGCGGACGACGGGCACAGAACCACACGUUUCCCUCCUGUCUCUCGACUUCUGUUGCGUGCGUUCAAAUUCGUCUUGCGCUCUUCCAAAGGGAGAGGAGCGCACAUUGUAGGUUUGUUUGAGCCGCGAGAAGUGUCUGUAAAGUCGUUACCGCGCUUCCUUCCCAACUUUUGACUUUCUGAAGACACGCCAUCGCGGUGUCUCGGUGUGUAUGUACACCGGAGACUGCUGAUCCACGCGGCGUGCGUGGGCGGCAAUUUCUCGCGGGUGUGUCAGAAUUCGUAGAUCAGCUGCACCUGUGAAUCAAGGAAACGAGAUUUCCCUGGUUUGCCGGAUCUGUAGGCUUUCGGUGAGCGUGUUCGGGACGAGACUUUCCAUUCUUCGUCCCCCUACUCUCGGAGUUAGGAGCGACAGUCUUCCCCUGGCAGCCCUGUGCGCGUGCGUAGUGGGUUUUUGUCCGCUUCUGUUGGCGACUUGCAAACCCGCACAAAUCAGCGUUUCCCCGAGUGCAGUCUUACCUGUCACUCACCCUUUCCCAUUCCUCGUUUUCAGAUAGAUUCCAGACACACAUGCCGAUACGCACACACGCUCGAGUCCGCUCCGUCUGCACCAUGGGAGUGGUGAGCCGCGCCGCGGCCGCGUCUUGGCCUCUCGCUUCUCGCGCGCGUGACAGCGGAGCUUUGUGGGGCGGCUUGGGGAACGAUGGCGAAGCUGGGAACCGGUUUCCGGUUACUUUCUCUUUAUCUGGGGAAACGAACGGAAAACCACAGACACAUCACUGCUCUCGGCCGAUAGAUCACAGGGAAACGCGGCGGGGAAAUGGCGGGGUCUCGGGUUUCUUCGUUUUCCUUUUCUUGUUCUUCUUCAGUCCUCUCUCCGCCACUGCCGGACCCACGCAGUCCGGCAAUCUCCUCCCCUACACAGGCGGACCGUGGGAGAGUUCGAGAAGACCAGAAGACGGUCAUCGUGCAUUCUCUCUCGCGUCCUCGCAGCCGAUUUUCUUCGGCCUACCCGCCGCUUCUUCUGGCCCUUCCCAUGUGGGCAAUCCUCACGGAUCAGACCUCGUUCCGCCUUCCUCCUUAAGUCCCUCCUCUUCCGUUGUCUCGUCUUUUGCUGUCUCGUCUCCCGUCUCUGCUCAUGGCCUGAGGAAAAGGCGGCCCAUGUUGCCUUUCUCGCGCUCGCGGCGCUCUAUGACCUUUCUGUCUGGGCCGCCCAUCUCAGCUUCUCCCUCGUCUGUUUCUUCGUCUGCCCGCUUCCCUUCUCGUUCUUGCUCGUCUUUGUCGCUGCAUCGUGAGGCUCGUGACAGUCCCCGGUGUCACGGGGUUUCUUGUUCCGUUUUCGAGUCACCCGAGCUCAGACACGCAACGUUUCUGAGUCAUCCUGUUCCCCACUCUCCUCUCUCGUCUCCAGCGACUCCCGCUUCUUUCUCUUCCCGUUCAGCUCCAGGCAACCAGUCGGCGAUUCAGGCGUCAACCACGGAAUCGAGAGUGGGAGAGAGAGAGGGCGAAGCUACGCCGACGCGUGUUGGCGACGGGGAAGGAGACCCUCUUGCCGAUUAUGUCCGGAAACAUGGAGGCAAGCGAGUCAUUCGCCGCGUCCUCAUCGCCAACAACGGCAUGGCAGCCACCAAGUCGAUCUUCUCCAUGCGUCAGUGGGCCUACAUGGAACUCGGCGACGACAAGCUUUUGGAGUUCGUUGUGAUGGCAACCCCAGAAGACAUGCGAGCGAAUCCUGAGUUCAUUCGCCGCGCAGACAAGAUCGUGGAAGUUCCAGGGGGUCCGAAUCGCAACAACUACGCGAACGUCGAUUUAAUUUGUCAAAUCGCUGUCCAGGAAAAGGUGGACGCAGUGUGGCCGGGAUGGGGGCAUGCAUCGGAGAAUCCGAAUUUGCCUCGUCGUUUGUCGGAGUUGGGGAUCACGUUCAUUGGCCCUAGUGCAACAGUGAUGGCUGCUCUUGGAGAUAAAAUCGCGGCCAACAUCCUCGCGCAGACAGCAGGCGUUCCGAGCAUUCCCUGGAGUGGAGAUUCUCUCAAGGCGACACUCGACAGCACGGGCGCCAUUCCUCGCGAUAUUUUCGACCAAGCGACAGUUAAGAGCGUGGAGGAAUGCGAGAAGGUGGCAGACCGCAUUGGUUAUCCGAUGAUGAUUAAGGCGAGUGAGGGAGGGGGUGGAAAAGGAAUUCGCAUGGUCGAUCGGAAGGAGCAGGUUCGCGGGGCGUACGAGCAAGUCGUGGCUGAAGUCCCAGGAUCUCCUGUCUUCAUGAUGCAACUCUGCACUGCCGCUCGGCAUAUCGAAGUUCAGAUUGUGGGGGACGAAGAUGGACAGGCUGUCGCUCUCAGUGGCCGCGACUGCAGCACGCAACGACGCUUCCAGAAGAUAUUUGAAGAAGCACCGCCGACGACUGUCGUUCCUCCCCACACAAUGAAAGAGAUGGAGAAAGCAGCUCAGCGCCUGACGCAGUCUCUUGGGUACGUGGGCGCCGGCACCGUCGAGUACUUGUACAAUCGAAAAGACGACAAGUUUUUCUUCCUCGAGUUGAAUCCGAGACUGCAGGUGGAGCAUCCUGUCUCGGAGGGCGUCACCGGUGUCAAUUUGCCGGCUGCUCAGCUCCAAGUGGCCAUGGGAAUUCCUCUGUGGCGAAUUCCAGAUAUUCGCCGGUUCUUUGGGCGAGACCCAAACGCAGGCGACCGCAUCGACUUCAUCAAUGAGGACUACCUCCCCAUCCAGCGACAUGUCCUCGCGUCUCGAGUGACGGCGGAGAAUCCCGACGAAGGAUUCAAGCCGACGAGUGGUCGCGUAGAUCGCCUGGAAUUCCAGCCUCUGGAGAACGUCUGGGGAUACUUUUCCGUGGGCGCCAGUGGAGGGGUCCACGAGUACGCAGAUUCUCAGUUUGGGCACAUUUUCGCGACGGGGAAGAAUCGCGAGGAGGCGCGGAAGAAGCUGGUGCUCGGCCUGAAGCGCGUGGAUGUCCGUGGCGAGAUUCGGACGCCAAUCGAGUACUUGGUGCAGCUGCUGGAAGAUAAAGACUUCAUCGAAAACCGCAUCGACACCUCCUGGCUCGACAAACUCAUCAAACAGCGGAAACGCUUGGGCGAAAAAAAAGUCGAAAAGGCUCACGUCGUUCUCGCGGCCGUUCUCUUUCGAGCCAUCCGCGCGCUCAAGGAGAAAGAACAGCGCGUGCUGUCUGCGUUGCAGCGAGGGCAGCGGUACAUCCACGACCUGGCCUCGCUGAACACAGUUUCCCAGGAAGUCGUGUAUGAGGAUCAGCGUUUCUCUUUCGAGGUUUCGCGAACGGGUCCACAGCUGUACGUAUUGAAGCUGAAUACGCAGGAGGUCGAGUGUGUGGUGCGCGAGCAGCCGGAUGGGUCGUACAUUGUUCUUUUUCCGGGAGAGAAGUCGCACAAAUUCAACGGACGCGAAGAGCCUCUCGGCCUGCGCCUGCAAGUCGACGGUACGACGGUGUUGCUGCCGAACGUAUUCGACCCCUCUGAGCUCCGUUCAGACGUGACGGGAAAAGUCGUCCGUUACUUGGUUCCCGACAAGGGCCAGGUGAAGAAGGGAGAGCCGUACGUUGAGGUAGAAGCGAUGAAGAUGAUAAUGACUCUGACCGCCGGCGAGACGGGGGUGCUGUCUCACACGAAGAGUCCGGGGAGCGUGGUCAAUACGGGCGAUGUGUUGGGGACUCUCGCUCUCGAAGAUCCAAGUCGCGUGAAGAAGAUCGUCGACUUCUCAGGUCUUCUGGACCUUCCACGAGUGAAGAAACGCGAGGCAGCAGACGCGAGGGAGAAGCAGACAGAGGGCACUGGGGCGACCUUCUCGCUCUUCGGAAGCCCGGAAGACGAGGCCGCGAUGCGUCUGCGGCUCGCGAUGGAGGGGUACGAGCAAGACGUCGAGUCGACGGUCCAAAAGCUCGCGUUCCCCUCCGUCGACUCGCGAAACUUGCAGACGAAGAAAGAAAAACUGACGGAGCUGCUGGUCGAACUCUUCCAGUCUUUCCUGAGCGUCGACGAGCACUUCGCCUCCGUCCAGGGCGGCGAGGUCGCCGUCGACGGCCCUGCUGCUGAGAAGAAAGUCCAAGAUCCUGCGACGCUCCUCAAACUGAAACUCGCGCACAGCCGCCUACAGCCGAGAAUUCAACUUGUCCUCUCGCUCCUCAGAGCUCUGCAGAACUUCCCGAAUUUUUUUCCGGAGUGGACGAUGCCAGUUUCCCUCGAGUUGUGCCUCACGCGUCUCGCGGCCCUGCACGGCCGGGCGUAUGGCCAGAUUGCGUUGGAGGCCAUAAGGCUUCUGCGUUCGUUCCGAGUGGCGCCGUUUGAGCAGCGCGUUCAACGCCUGAAGGCGGAGCUUCUCCAGCUUCCUUCGACCUCGAAGGCAGGCUCUGCCUCAGAGCGGGAGACGAACGUGCGACGGGCGGAGAGAAUCGCGAGGUCCGGCACCGCGUCUGCGGGCAUCGAUCUGCUCUCCCACUUGUUCGGCGACGGAAGCGUGAGCCUCAAGGCUUUGGAAGUUGCGGUCCGCCGGCACUACCGCGGCUUCCCGAUCGACGCGUUGCACACGGAGUUGUUUGAGGUGGAGACGCAAGAUGGAUCGAAGAAGGAAAUCCCGGUGGCCUUCUGGAGUUUCAGACAAGGCGACUUGACGGGUGCCGAAGCCCCAUUGCGCACUGGCGUCAUGGGGGCCUUCCAGAGCCUUGAGGAGGUGCAGGAAGUUGGAGACAGGUUGCUCGCGAGGCUCAGACAGUUCGACGAGGAGAAGCGUAAGGACGAGGGCCUGGGCGAGUCCCACAGAGAGCGCGAGGACACACAGGAGCCGAGGAAUGUGUGUCUCUUUGCGCUGACGACGCCGAUGGAUUUCGGCACUGAGGAAGAGAAACUGAAAUCGCGCAUGCAGGGAAUCAUCCACAGUCUUCAACCUUCUUUGCAAAGCGCCGAUGUCCGCCUGGCCGCAGUCCACGUUCCUCAGGUCAACAAGUCGUGCCGCAUGUUCAACUUUCUCGCGUCCGACGGAUUCGAUGAGAGCCGCAUCAGGAGAGAUCUUUGUCCGACAGUCCCGUCUCUGAUCGAGUUGAACCGUCUGCAAACGUCGUUUGACUUGACGCGCCUAGACGCCCUGGAUCCGAACACGCAGGCGUACCUUGCCCUUCCGCGCCUGGAGCCCUCAGCGAAGGGCGAGGUGUCUCCAUCGUCUCCUUCGACGGGGCCGGGCGCGGCGUCUGCCCAGGGGGCUUCGUCGACUUCGAAGAAGCCGGUGAGUCAGGCGCAGGCGCCGCAGAACGUGUUUGUGCGCCGUUUGAUUUUUGAGAACGAGGUGAAGAGCGACUUCUCCGAUCUGCCUCGAAUCCUUCUGGACCUUCUGGAUGUGCUGGACCGUUGUGCAAGUGAUCCACGAGUGUCUGCGACCGCCUCUGGGCGCCUGUUCCUUCACAUCGUCUCGCCGUUGAAUCUGGCGUCUGCAAAGGCGGUGACAGAGCAUUUUCACAAGAUGAUGAAGCGGUUUCGCAGUGAGCACAACGAACGGCUUCUCCGGCUCCGCGUCGACCAAAUCGAAGUCAAAAUGCACCUGAGGAAAGGCGGGUCCGGGUCGGACGGAGAGAAGCGAUCAAGUCGAGAAGAAGGCGCCGAGGCGACUGGCUCUCAGGCGAAGGAAAAGGAACGCCUCCAGGUGCUGCGCUUGUCGGUCAGCUCCCACCAGGGCAGUUGGCUCCACACCAAAGCUUCGGAAGAUGUGCCACAUGUGUUGACGGGAGAUCCGAUCGCGCAGAGAAGCUUCGUUUUCGACGAAGGCGAGGAGACCGACGCAGAGGGCUUCGUCGCCCAGGCCUCGCCGGCGGGCAGCGGAGCGGAGGGAGCUGACGGGGCCAAGUCGCGGGCGACAGAGAAGACGGGACAACGAGAAGGCGACGCUGCGCCAGUUGUCAGCAGAGAACCGCCAGAAGCCGAAGGCCUUCUAGGACGCAUCUCAGUAGGUUUGAAGACUCUGCGAGGUACGCAGACAAGCGCCACAGGAAGCGCAGGCGCGGGAGAGAUGCCUGCGGCCUCGUCUUCUCUUCCUGGUCGCUGGGAAGGAGGUGACAGGAAGAAACAGGAGCUCUUGUCCGUCUCGCGCAGGGAGGAAAACGAGUUCUUCCGACAUGAAAAAGACGCCGACCCGUACCCCGAGGUCGACCGCAUCGCCAUGGCGAGAUCGGCUGCCAGGCGAGCAGGCUCCACGUACAUUUUCGACUUUCUCGGACUCAUGGAAAUUGCCCUCCUACAAAGUUGGCAAACUCACUUGAAGGAGAAAGGCGAGAAAGACGGAGGCGUCGGCGGAUGGGACGAGGCUGUGCCCCGCGAUCUGUUCAAGGCUGAGGCCUUCAAGGUGUCUGCACAGGGCACCCUGUACCUGGAUCCGGACUGGCGCGUCGCAGACAACAAGAUCGGGAUGGUUGGCUUUUUGAUUACGCUCAAGACGCCGGAGUAUCCGUCUGGUCGUCAGGUGGUGUUGCUGGGAAACGACAUCACUUUUCAGGGCGGCUCUUUCGGGGUUCCAGAGCACCUUUUCUUCACGCAAGUUUCUCGGUUGUCUCGCGAACAGGGCUUGCCACGCGUGUACAUUGCAUGCAACAGCGGCGCGCGCAUCGGUUUGUAUGAGAAUUUGAAGGACAAGAUCAAAGUGGAGUGGAACGACGCGUCGAAUCCGAGCCUGGGUUUCAAGAACCUCUACCUGUCGGCCGAGGACUACGCGGCGUUGCCGCCGGGGGUCGUCAGCGGGCACUUUGAGGAAGCGGUGAAUGGAGACCAAAGGCGGUUCGUUCUCGACGCGAUCAUCGGAGAUCCCGACAAGUUCAUAGGGGUCGAGAACCUUCGGGGGUCGGGGACGAUUGCGGGGGAGACAAGUCGAGCCUACGACGAAACCUUCACUCUGAGCUACGUGACCGGCCGAUCUGUGGGUAUCGGCGCCUACAUCGUUCGUCUCGCCCAGCGCACGAUUCAGAUGGUGCGCGGGCCGCUUCUGUUGACGGGGUAUCAGGCCUUGAACAAGUUGUUAGGUCGGGAGGUAUAUGCCUCUCAGGAUCAACUCGGAGGGCCUGAAGUCAUGUUCCGAAACGGUGUUUCUCACCUCGUGGUCCAGAACGACCAGGAGGGGAUGAAGGAAGUCCUGCGCUGGCUCGCGUACACUCCUAAGACAGCGAGAGACAGCGUGAGCUCUGCGGAGAUGUUUUCCUCCGACCCCGUUGAACGCGAAGUCGCCUUCACUCCCACGAAGGCGCCCUACGACGUCCGCCACAUGCUCGCCGGAUACACGAAAGAAGACGGCACCUUUGUUUCCGGAUUCUUCGACAAGAACUCAUUCAAAGAAUAUCUUGCCGGGUGGGGCAAAAGCGUUGUGGUGGGCAGAGCGCGACUCGGAGGAAUUCCCUUCGGCGCGAUUGCCGUCGAAACGCGAACGACCGAGGCAAGGGUACCCGCCGACCCCAGCAGCCCAGACUCACGAGAAAGUGUCGUUAUGCAUGCUGGUCAAGUCUGGUUUCCCGACUCGGCGUACAAGACGGCGCAGGCGAUCAACGACUUCAACCGCGGCGAGAAUUUGCCUCUGAUUAUUUUUGCGAAUUGGCGUGGAUUCUCUGGAGGCACGCGAGACAUGUUUGAGGAGAUUUUGAAAUUCGGUUCUCAAAUCGUCGACGCUUUGCGCACGUACAAGCAGCCUGUCUUCAUCUACAUUCCACCCCAUGGCGAACUGCGAGGUGGCUCCUGGGUCGUCGUCGACCCCACCAUCAAUUUGCAGAAAAUGGAAAUGUACGCCGACGCCAAUGCUCGCGGCGGAGUUCUCGAACCUCCAGGAAUCUGCGAAAUCAAGUACCGAGCUGCCGACCAAAAAGCUCUCAUGCAUCGUGUAGACGACGUAUUGAAAGAACUCGACAAACAGCUACACGACUGCCAGACCGCCAGCGACGCAAUCGACUUGAAGGAGAAAAUCAAACGCAGAGAAGCCGCCCUGGAGCCGCUUUACCUUUCGAUCGCACGAUUCUACGCGGACUUGCACGAUCGACCAGAACGCAUGAAGGCACGAGGUGUCAUUUCCUCGAUUGUCAACUGGAAGAAUUCACGCACCUUUUUCUACUGGAGAGCAAAGCGGCGACUUCUCCAAGACGAUUUAGAAGCGCGCAUCCUAGCAGCCGACGCGCGACUCGACUUCACUAAGGCGCGUGCGAAGAUCGACGAUCUUCUGAAAAGCCAUGGAGUCGACAUCGCGAGCGACAAGGCUGCUUGCGAAUUCCUCAGCAAUACUGAAGGGAAAGAGGCGACGCAGGCUAUCGUAGAAAGGAGCCGACGAGAAGGAGCGAUUGAAAAAAUCCGAGACAUUCUUUCCUCUUUGCCGGAGAGUGAACGCAGGGAAACGCUCGAAAGCGCUGCUACGCCAGCCCGUUGAGAAUGCGAAACUGACGAAUAUACAUAUUUUUAGAGAAGUGGAAAGUUGUAUUUUCUUUUUGCCAGAAGAUGCACGGGAGAGUUCAAGGAAAGGUUGAAUUCGUUUUUUUUGUCGGAAUCGUGUUUUCAUGGAGGUCGAGGAAACCAAAUUCCUAGGGAGAGGUGUGUCUCUGCGCAGAGAUGAACCGGAGUCAUUGACUCAGGGUGUAUCGUUUCUUUUAAUAAUUAAAGAUCAUUAAUGCCAUGUAGAUGUAUUUUGAAAACGAAAAACAAGGGAGCGAUGUGCGUUUUACCUGUCUUGGCUGAAACGCAGCAGACGACAUUCGACCGGCAUGUACACCAGGUAUCUCGGAAAACAUUUCCCUUUCUGUUGGACAGUCAACAGUGUUUGUGAACUGUAACGCUUCCCAGGAAACAAGGAACUUCAAAGGGGUGUACACUCUUGCUUCUUGAAGGGGAGAAUUCAGAAAGAAGCCCGUUUUCAGGAAGCCGUUGGAGAGACAUUUCUGCAAAGCAUUCGCUUUCCGCUUCCGAGAGGUUCAACCGGUUUCCUGAUCUGUACAUUUUGAUGAGCACCACCCAGAACGAUGGUGCGUGUUGUAUCUCUUCGCUAUCCCUGAGCACGGCCUCGGGAAUAAGUAUGUCGGUGAUGCGAAUAGGGUAGGGCGAUUCUUUUUCUGAAGAACGAAACACCGAAAUGAGUCUUUCAUCGUCUCCUGUUACGUCGUUCUGAAGUGGGUGAAUACACAGGUGUGGUUUUUCUGAGCUUGGGAAAAGACAAAGCCCUCAAGAGACACGAAGGGAAACGAAUCGACGCGCGAGCAACACGCAAAUUCACAACUGAGUGAAACAGAAGAAAGGUGAAAAUGGAGAAGUCUUCGCAUUUCAUGGGGUCACGGUGAUGAUUCCACGGGAAGAGCCCGGCGUGUGAUCCCCCGCAGCCAUCGACGGGACGGUAGAGUCACCUGGUGGCUCAGUGUUCAUGCGUUGUUUUAAUCGUAACAUGGAACAUUUGUGAAGAACUGAAACCCGGGGGAAGCAGGGGAGACGCUUGACGGGGUUAGAAAGACAAAAAUGCCUCAGCUCGUUUUGCCGGAAUGAAGCAGAGGGAUGAGAGGACAGACGCGUCGUAUUAUGUGUCUCAUGAAGUUACCUGUCUUUUUCGAAGAAGCUUCCCAUGUACAAAAACUUUUUGUCGCACCUCGAAACGAUUACGAGGAUCGGUAUAAUAUUUUGUACACUGUCUCUCGGUAUCCGUAAGUGCAUAUGCAGGCAUUGAUUUUUUUGUGUACGACGGCGUCACUGCAGUCAAAACAUUUAAAGCAUGACAAUUGAAUCCACAUACAUGUUCAUACAAAAACUUUUGUACUGUAUAUGUUUCUGCUUGCUUUCGUCGUUUUGCUCGGCGGUGAAUAUGUCCUCAAUUCAACCGGCAGAUCCGCCUGUUAUCGUAGGCCAAAUGACGGAACUCAACAGGCGACUAACGAUUGCCUGUUGACACUAAAUAGUUCGAGGUACCGCACAGGAGAGAACCUCAACAUCACGUUUCUGUUUACACGAAGCUUCCUUCCGUUACAGCUCCCUGUAAAGAAGCCUGCGUCGACCUUGGCGUUUCUCUGAGGCAGACGAAAAACCGUUCAGAAUGCUACACGUAUUUGCCCCGAUCGAUGAUAAGAGAGGGUCUGUACUGUUGCUGUAUUCGGUUGUUCUCAUUGGUUUCGAGACUAUCGCUGGCGUCAUCCAUUUCCUUUCUCGUACAACCCUUCUCGAAAGGCGGCGGAGAUGUCCCAAAACUCUGGCCGAAACUCAUGUUUCUCCCUGUCGGGUGAGGACGAAC
Toxoplasma gondii ME49 is the source of this 10349-nucleotide messenger RNA. RefSeq names its product acetyl-CoA carboxylase ACC1 (gene ACC1). Gene Ontology annotation, molecular function: metal ion binding; ATP binding; acetyl-CoA carboxylase activity. The transcript is spliced from 16 exons. The coding region runs from base 675 to 8513 and encodes 2612 amino acids. Gene Ontology annotation, biological process: fatty acid biosynthetic process. The record is from RefSeq and is a predicted model, not a curated record. Lineage: Eukaryota; Apicomplexa; Conoidasida; Eucoccidiorida; Sarcocystidae.